Molecule: messenger RNA, 1641 nt
Organism: Striga asiatica
Lineage: Eukaryota; Viridiplantae; Streptophyta; Magnoliopsida; Lamiales; Orobanchaceae
Source: the annotation of a GenBank genome assembly
AUGCCAGUUCGCCCAUCAGUCUUCGUCGCAGCACGGUGCAGCCUGAGGAGCUCUUUGAAGACUACUACUUUUGAUCUCCUUACGUUACACGUGUUCCUUCGCCCGUGUACGUUGUAUAUCCAACAAGUCCAACAACACAAAGAAAUCCACAGGGAAGAGGAGAGUCUAAACCCUGUUAAACUACACUGUCCCCCCAAGAGCCCUGAAAGUAGAUAUUUCAAAGGAGCUCAACUCGUUUUGCUAUCGGUUACCUUGGGAGUCGGGAAACUUGGCAUAAAAGCCUGGAUCCGAGCUGGCAAGCGGAGGGGAUUGGUGCAAAGACCUUAUUUGUCCUUUCCUAAUAGCCUACGAAGUUCAGUCCUUGACGCCUGCAAAUGCUUCACCACUGCUUUAGGUGUGGGCUUGCUUCGUAUUGGCUACAUAAGCCUAAGACCUCUACCAGUUAAAUUAGCAAUGAGCGAUGCCUUACUUUUAGUCAGGAGUCUAUUGGGCCCUCAGUCUUCAGUUUGGUCACUCCUUAGCAUAGUUUCCGGCUUGAACCCUGGCAAGCCGAUCUCAAUUCCGUUAGUAGUUAAAGAACGUGUCAACGGCAUGGAAUCCAACACAACACUCGUGGCCUCAAGUCUUGGCAUGAUCUUUCACUUCCGAAAACCUGAGGUGCUUGACGAACCGAGCUCACUGCCUGUACGUGCUUCUGUGCUAUCUCAUUCUCUCAACCAGGUUAAGCGUGGCAGGUACGACGGCGGAGUAGAGCGAGUGGUGAUCGGUCUAAUUAUGGCCUGUCAAACUCGUAAUCAGCAAGCUCAGCAGCCUCCGCCUCCACCUCAUCAGGACGACCACCGUGAGACUGUCAUCAAGUUCCAGCGGCUGACCCCACCGGCAUUCACCGGGGUUGAGGGGCCCAUAGCCGUGGCUGAAUGGAUUCACAAAUUAGAGCGGAUGUUCAAUCUCUUGAUGUGCACUGAUGAGCAGAAGAUUGUCUGUGCUGAAUAUCAGAUGGAGGGAGAUGCUGACACCUGGUGCCACGACCACUGGAGACUUAGGCCGGGUGAGCGCGCCAAUCUCACCUGGGACAGAAUGCAGGAGGGGACCCAGACUGUUGAUGAGUACGAGCGGGAUUUUACCUUCAUGAGCGCCUUUGCUCCAACACUGGUGGACACCGAGGUUAAGAAGGCCACUCAAUUCUGUGACGGACUCCACCCCGAUGUCUGCAUGCACCUCACUAGCCAGAGAAACCUUCCCUAUGGUGAAACUGUUAUCCAUGCCCACCAGUUUGAGAACUAUCAGAAACUCAUUGCCUCAGCUCCUUCUCAGCCUCUUGCACAGUCUGUACAGCCCAUCACCUCAGUUCAUCUUGGCUCCAACUCCAACAAAAGAAAGGAUGAUUCCCGUCGGGAUAAUCGAAAGCGAAAACGUGGCGGAAAUGAUCGUCGUGGUGAACGCCCCGUCGCCCAGAGCCAGUAUCCGAAGUGUCAUAACUGCGGCCGUUACCAUUCCGAAGAGUGCCGAUACACCCAAAGAGUCUGCUACAACUGCAUGAAACCUGGUCACUUCUUCAGCGCAUGCCCCGAACCGAACAGACAGCAAGGAUACCAGCAGCCCCAGCAGCAACAGCAGUUUCCCCUGCCACCUCAUCAGUAG